Molecule: messenger RNA, 297 nt
Organism: Linum trigynum
Lineage: Eukaryota; Viridiplantae; Streptophyta; Magnoliopsida; Malpighiales; Linaceae
Source: the annotation of a GenBank genome assembly
AUGAUCCUGCAAGUACUUCCGAUUCCACCACCACCUGAUGAUCUUACCCAUCAGCUAGCAAUGAUUAUCAGGCACAAUGAGAAUCUAAGACGUCAAGAACGGAGUGGGGCUCCUGCACACAUCAUAUCUGAGUUUGCACAGUUGUUACAAUUUCAUGUAGCCACAUAUUUUGACAAUGAGUUACCGGUACAGCCGAGGGUCACUCAGAGUCAGAGAUCAGGAAGGACCAUCAAAUCAAUAUGCAGUAGGCUCAAGGCUAAAGAGGGUUAUAUUAGGGGUAAUCUAAUGGGGAAAUGA